AGGACAGAGAAGAAGCUGGGUGGGGUGCAGGUUGUCCGUGAACCCCAGGGGAAGCUGGUGAGGUGUCAUCAGCGGGAGGUGGGGGUGGAGGAAGGAGGUUCCAGGAUGGAUGCCCGGCUGUGGGGCUCGGGCAGGAGGGAACCACGGAAGGGCUUAAAGCAGGGGAGUGACCUGGCUGGACUUUUGCUUUGGGAAGGUUGAGAAUAGCUUGGGAAGCUGUUGGGAGCUGCAGGGUCGAAGGUGGCAUGGCUGGAGGCUGAGGGGCCAUCUGGGGACCUCACUGGCCCUUCAGCGAAGUUCUGGUUUGGGACAAAAGCAGGCUGAGUGACCCCCAAGCUUCUGCCUAUGUAACCUCCUAAGAGAUUCACCGCACAGCUGCCCCUCCUUACCCGGCCUUCGUCUGGGCUUCCUGGGAGAGGAUCUCCACAUCUGACCCCACUCUGGGACCUGCUGACACCUUGGGUCUCUCCGCCGGGAGGGGGGCUUCUGGGCGGCAGUUCUGACUCCCUGGGGGUGGAGACAUGGCAGGUCCCGCCUCUGCUCCCAGCUCCAAGCAGGCUCCCCAGCCUGAGGUGCACGGCCAGGGGCAGACUCUGUCCCUCUGUGAGCCUCAGGUUCCUCAUCUGUGAAAUGGGCAAAUGACACCCCCUAACUUUGUUGUCACAGUCGGUGAUCUGUGUCAGGCAUCGAGCUGGGCACACAGUAGGUGCUUACUAAGUGUGAGUUCUCCCAAACAAGAAGGCGGGGCCUGGCUUGUCCUUCCCCACAUCCCGGCCUCCGUCCUCUUGAUAGCGGUGGAUGCAGCAUGUGCCGAACCGUUCUCUUCACAACACCCCUGCCCUGCUGGGUGCCAGCCCCCAUGCCAAGCAUGAAGGGGCACCAGGGAGAGAGAGGCGAGUGGAGGCUGGGACAGAUGGCACCCUGAAGUGUGGGUCAAGUCCGAAUCAGGCAGGGUCCCUGAACCCUGGCGCUGGGGGAAGUCGCCGACCUGUGGCCAGGGCGGGGCUGAUAAGCUCCAUCAAUCACUUGACUGUCUCUCCUUCCUCGGGCUCCAUCCAGCUGCUUAGCCGCCUCUGGGAACCUCAAGGAAGCUCUCCUGCUGCCAAGAUGCCAUCACCACAGACAGACACUCCUGGGCCGGAGCUGCAGAGUCCCAAGGAGGCUGAGGAGCCACAGACUCCAGCUCAGGGCUCCCGGCGAACAAGCAGCAGGAAAGAGCCCAAUGCCCACUGCAAGGAUGGCACGAGGCUGGGCCUGGGCUCCCUGAGGCAGGCCUUCUCCCGGGCCAGCCAGCGGGCUUUGACCCAGGUCUCCAAGGAGGAUACGGGCCUGUUCCGGCGAAGCUCCUGCUCCCUGUUCCGGUCCUUCCGGCAAGCCCUGGAUGAGGGCCCAGCUACCGGCCAUUCCCAGGCCACUCCUGAGGUGCCCUCGGGGGUCCUGAAUGGUGUCAGCCAGCAGGCAUCCACUGGGGCAGCGUCUGAGGGACUGAACCCCGAGGCAGAAGGCAAAUCCGUGGCCGACCUCAUUACUGAACGGCAACUGCUGGCGGCCUUCGAACAGCUUCUGCGCCUGGAGACGCUGCUGGUGGCCGAGAAGGCCUCGCGCACCUUUGAGCAGGACCCUACGGCCUUCGCGCGGCGCGCUAUGGACGUGUGCCUGCAUUACGACGGGCUGGCAGCCGAGAUCGGCGCCAUCGUACGCGAGACGCUGGACAGCGACGGUGUGGACGCGGCCGCGCUGGCCGAGCUGGCCCGCGUGGUGAGCGCGGAGGAGAAGGCCCACCCUUCUCCCCCCGACGACGGCGACUUCCUGCGCACGCCGCGCCGCUGGCGCCAGCACUGGGAGGAGGCGGUGCGGCGAAGCGCUCAGGAGCGCGUGCGGCGGCCGGGCGCGGGGUGGGCCUUCGGGGAGGCGGAGGGCGCGUCGGGUUUGGCCCAGUUUCUGGCCGAGCUGGGCAGCUUGGUUCGCCGCGACCUGCAGAAGGUGCGGCAGGAGGUGCAGCCCGCGUAUGCGGAGGCCGGCUUCCCAGCGUGGGAGGUCUAUCUGCGUGCCUUCCACAGCGCCGUGGCCCAGCGCCUCCAGGAGCUCGCGCGCGACGCCCGCGGCUGCGAGCAGCUCUAUAUCCUGCUGGACUGGGCCGCCAAUGUCUACGGCAGUCCUGACUUCCUGGGCGCCCCGGGGCUGGCGCUGCCCGCCGAGCCGCUGCCUCCGCUCCUGGCGCCGGACGUGUGGGCCCGACUGGAGAGCGACUACACCAGCUUCCUGGAGGCCAAGAUCGCAAGCUGCUUCGACAGCAUCUUGCAGCUGGAGCAGAGUCACUGGGCGGCCGCCGAGGUCCCCGAGGUGCUGCAGGGCCUCUACCAGGCGCCGCUGUCCAUGGACGUCCACAUGCUCGUGGCCGAGCACGUGAAGGCGGCCGGCGCCAUCUCCGCGGAGCUGGAGGCCACCACCCUGCGAAUCUGCACGCGGGCGCUCGGCCUCUUCGUGCCCAGGUUUGAAAAGGCUUUUCUGGCGUCGGAGGCGGUGAGCGAGCCGCACCUGGGCGCCUACAUCAACGCCUGCGAGGAGCUCAGGACCAGUCUUCUCUCCAGGUUCCCAGGAACCCAAGAGGAGCUGGAGAAGCCCCUGGUGACGGCCACCUGCAGCUUCCAGAAGCACCUGCUUCAGGGCUUGCAGCGUGAGUUGCAGCCGCUCUUCAGGGUUGUGUGCACCAGGGACUGGCUGACGCAGGACUGGCUGCAUCCCCUCAUGGACAAGGUGGUGACCUUCGCCGGUCAUCUCCAGCGUGUGGCCCGGCCACGGGCACAGGAGACUCUGCAGGAGGUGCACCGGUUCGUGGUCCGCGAGUACCUGGCACGGGCGCUGAGGCCACGGGAGCGGUUCCGGGGCAUGGAGCGCAUGCAUGGCUCCCAGAAGAUGAGCCUGGACGCCCAGGCCAUCAGCGACACUUUCCAGGGCCUGGGUUCCGAGGCCACAUGGUUGGACCAAGCCAUCCAGUGCGUGGCUGAGAUCCUGGGCGAGACCUACAAAGACGACAUCCAGCGGCACCUGGAGACUCUCAUCCGGAGCUACCCUGACAUCAGGCGGGACCACAUACUGGCCAUUCUGGCACUGCGCCGACUGGGCCGCCGGCGGAACCAGCAUCUCUUGCAGCACACCCAAGACCUGCUGAGAGCUGCGGCCGGGGUGGCAGGUGCGGAGGCCCCUCGGGGCCACGUGCUCUUCGAGGAGAUCAAGGUGCCCAGUGCCAUGGCUGUGCUGAUCACCUGCGUCUAGUUCUCUCUGGCUCGAGAGGGGGCCGGCCACUGGCAGGGAGCUGUGGUCAGUGGGGGUCAGCCAGGAGCCCAGGGAGUCACUCUGGGCCCUGCCCCCAACUCUGACACUGCAGUUAGGGAAUUUUUGUCGUCAGCAGCCAAGCACAGCUGUCAGGCCAGAAGGAGCAGCCGUGCAGGAGGCAUUUCAGGCAUCGUUGAGGGGAGUGUUUUGGGGCCGCAGAGCUCUCAAUGCUGCCUGUCAGGGGGGGCCUCCCGCCCGACUGUCCAGCUUCACCCUCCAGUCUGAAAGUGAAGAGCAGAGUAUUUAUUUAAAAAAUAAAUGUGAAUUAA
Gorilla gorilla gorilla (western lowland gorilla) is the source of this 3605-nucleotide messenger RNA. RefSeq names its product exocyst complex component 3 like 4 (gene EXOC3L4). Gene Ontology annotation, biological process: exocyst localization; exocytosis. Gene Ontology annotation, molecular function: SNARE binding. The transcript has 12 exons. Gene Ontology annotation, cellular component: exocyst. NCBI's taxonomy places the organism in Eukaryota, Metazoa, Chordata, Mammalia, Primates, Hominidae. Bases 799 to 3276 code for a protein of 825 amino acids. The record is from RefSeq and is a predicted model, not a curated record.